AUGGAGAGCUUGGAGCCACGAGAAAAUAUCAAGAUCGUAGAGGUCGCCAACAUCGACGUCACUAUGGCAUCAAUUGAGCCAGCCGAGGCGCCAACCCAAAAGCACAACUGCCUGACAACACUCCAAGAGGCGGUGGACCUUGUUGAGAAGUCACGCGACACAUUUUCUACCCAGGAGCGUCAACUCAAGAAGUUGGAGAAGAAGUUGGAGAAGCUGGGCAACACGGUCAAGAGACUGGGCAAGGCCGUUCAACCCUGA
Molecule: messenger RNA, 258 nt
Organism: Colletotrichum spaethianum
Lineage: Eukaryota; Fungi; Ascomycota; Sordariomycetes; Glomerellales; Glomerellaceae
Exons: 2
Coding region: 1-258 (85 amino acids)
Source: RefSeq, a predicted model, not a curated record